Messenger RNA from Prorocentrum cordatum, 1221 nucleotides. Lineage: Eukaryota; Dinophyceae; Prorocentrales; Prorocentraceae. The record is from the annotation of a GenBank genome assembly.
GAGACAAACACACUGAUUGACACACAGUUCCUCGGCAAGCCUAGUGACUUCAACGGCGAGCCUGGGACCUGGCCUGACUGGAGUACGAUUUUCCGAGCUUAUGCCAGCGCGUGCGAGCCAGCCCUGAAGGAUGCCAUGGACAGGGCUGAGCACGCCGACGCGCCAGUGCUGAACGCGACGUUGCCCGACGACCAGGUGCGCCUCAGCAUCCAGCCCUACUAUAUGUUGGUCAUGCUGAACAAGGGGCUCUCGUUGGACCGCAUUGUCAGUGCGGGGGUGAACGAGGGGCUGGAGGAGCUGCUCUCGUGGGACUUCGAGGGUGACGCCCCCUCGAAGCCGAUUGCGUUCGAGAGGAAUGUCAAGCGCAACGAGCAGGCUGUGGGCGCGGAGUUUCCCGAUGAGAUCCAGACAGGCAUCCUGGUCCGCUCGCUCAAGGAGGGCCCGCUGCGCCACCACUUGCUCCUCAACAGCCAGCGGCUGAACACCUGGGAGCUCGUGAAGGCCGAGGUCGAGAACCUCAGGCGGGCCCAGAUUGCGACGACGGCGAGUACUGGCACAGGCUCGACCCCGAUGGACAUCGAUUCCCCGGCGCGACAGCUGGCAGCUCUCGGCUUCAAUGGUGGCAAGAACGGCAAGGCCGGCAACGGCAAGGGCAGGGGCGGCAAGGACUGCCCGGUCGCCGAGAAGUCUGGCGCCCUGGGCGAGAUUGGCGAGCCUGAGCCUCCUGAGGGCUUGGGCGGCCUCUUCCUGGCGGCGCUCGACCUGUCGACCAUGUCCCCGAGCUGUGAGACGGUGCGCUUCGGGAUCGACUCAAGCGCGGCGGUCGCGGCGACCCCGCGCGCGCUGGGGACCGACUAUCCGAUCACGGAGAGGCCGUCGGGGGCGCGGUGCCUCAGCGCGACGGGCGAGCCGAUCCCAGAUGAGGGCCAGCGCGAGCUCAUGGCGCAGACCGGUGGUGCGUUGCGUGGCAUCAGGGCCCGUGUCACGGGCGUCAGGCGGCCGCUGCCCUCGGUCUUCGACCUUGUGAAGAGCGGCCAUCGCGUGGUUUUCGAGCAGGACCAGCACGGCAACGACAUCAGCCACGCUGUUCACAUCGAGAGUGGCAAGACCGCCCGCUUCACGCGGAGGCAUCGCACAUGGGACCUGGACGCGAGCAUCGUGCCAGCGAAGGAGGUGACCCAGAUGUCCCAGACCCCCGCGAGGGAGCUGCCGCUCUGCUCG